Brachypodium distachyon (stiff brome) is the source of this 2119-nucleotide messenger RNA. RefSeq names its product diacylglycerol kinase 4. The record is from RefSeq and is a predicted model, not a curated record. The coding region runs from base 143 to 1735 and encodes 530 amino acids. Gene Ontology annotation, molecular function: ATP-dependent diacylglycerol kinase activity. Lineage: Eukaryota; Viridiplantae; Streptophyta; Magnoliopsida; Poales; Poaceae. The transcript has 12 exons.
GGAAAGAGCCCACCGUACAAAACUCGGCUUCCCCUCUGCCGUUCCAACCGCCGCAUCGCUUCUUCUCCCUCCCCACGUCUGAGAAGGAAGGGAAGAAAAAACGCAUUCCCCGGCCGGAUCCUAGCCCCCCCGAUCGCACGCGAUGCGAUCGCGGUCGCGGUCAUGCUCGGAGAUGUCGCUGUCGCUGUCGGCGGCGGGGUCGUCCCCCGCGGAGCGGGACGGCGAGCUGCGGUCGUCACCCAACUCGCCCCCGGCCGCGGCGCCCCCGCCGCUGGUGGGCGCCUUCAUCGAGUCGCUCUCGUUCCGCAGCUGCGGCUUCGGCCGCGCCGCGUCGUCGGCGUUCGAGAAGGAGGACCUCCGCCUCCGCGCCGCGCUCCCGCAGCGCCUCCGCGACGCGCUGCACGCCGCGCUCAGGGCGCGCGACCCGUCCGCGGGCAAGUUCGCGCUCGAGGAAGCCCCCGGGGCGCCCACCGGUGUCAACCAGUGGUACGCCCUCGCGCCCGAAGACGCCCCCGAGAACCCCCUCGUCGCCUUCGUCAACCCCAAAAGCGGCGGCCGCGUCGGCCCCGUCCUCAAGUCCCGCCUCCAGGAGCUCAUCGGCGAAGACCAGGUUUUUGAUCUUACGGUUGUUAAGCCUUCUGACUUUGUGGAAUAUGCUUUGGCUUGUCUGGAGCAACUUGCUGAUUCUGGAGAUCAUAGUGCAAAAUCCAUUCGCCAUAAUCUGAGAGUCAUGGUAGCAGGAGGUGAUGGUACAGUAGGUUGGGUGUUGGGAUGUUUAGGAGAACUAUAUGUUCAGAACAGGGAACCGGUUCCUCCAGUUGCAGUCAUACCACUUGGAACAGGAAAUGAUCUUUCCAGGAGCUUUGGUUGGGGUGCUUCAUUUCCUUUCUCAUGGAAAGCAGCUGCUAAACGAUCUCUCUACAAGGCUAUUUUGGGCACGAUUUCUUGUUUAGACAGUUGGCAUAUUGUUGUUUCUAUGCCAGAAGAAGGCGAAGAAGAAGAAGAAUUGGAUCUUCCCCACUCCCUUAGACAUCUUGGAGAGUGUACAUUUUAUGAUGACGGCACUGCUGAAGGAGAGGCACCUGAGACAGUUUCUUGCUUUGCUGGUGUCUUCUAUAAUUACUUCAGCAUAGGGAUGGAUGCCCAAGUGGCUUACGGAUUUCAUCAACUACGUGACGAUAAGCCAUUCCUUGCAAGUGGUCCUUUAUCUAAUAAGUUAAUUUACGCAGGAUAUACCUGUAAACAGGGAUGGUUCUUUACGCAGUGUAUUAGUGACCCUGAACUAAGGGGAUUGACAAACAUUAUCCGUUUAUCGAUAAAGAAGAUGGACAGUUCUGAGUGGGAGCAUAUCCCUGUACCAUCAAGUGUAAGGGCUAUUGUCGCGUUAAAUCUUCACAACUAUGCGAGUGGAAGGAACCCAUGGGGAAACUUGAAGCCUGAAUACUUGGAAAAGAAAGGAUUUGUCGAAGCCCAAUCAGAUGAUGGCCUUCUUGAAAUAUUUGGGUUGAAGCAAGGGUGGCAUGCAUCCCUCGUGAUGGUGGAACUUAUUUCUGCCAAACAUAUAGCUCAGGCAGCAGCAAUCCGGAUAGAGAUCAAAGGUGGCCAAUGGAGAGAUGCAUACAUGCAAAUGGAUGGAGAGCCAUGGAAGCAACCACUGAGCACUGAGUAUUCAACUUUCGUUGAUAUCAAAAGGGUGCCAUACCCAUCACUGAUCAUCAACGGUACAGAUCGCUAGUGGGAGCUCAGAUUUUGUGCCCUGGCCUAGCUUGACCUGUGAAGAACAAUUUUCAUCUUCCAGCCUGGAAGCUCAGUGAACUACCAGCUCAAUCCUGAUCAUGCUUGCACGAACAUAACUGUAUAUGGAGUUGAGGAUAUAUAGAAUUUGCAGGACAACAACAGAAUGUAGCCGUGCCCUUGUGCAUUGAUCUGAGUUAUGAAUUAAUAUUGCGUGCCCUGCAUGAAAUUGCUGUUGCAUAUGUUCAGUAAUUUAAGGGUGGUACUAGUGCUUUUGUUUAUUGGUACCACAUGUAAAAGAGAGACGUGAGAUAAACUGUAAUUCUUUCCUCCCAAAUGUACAUAGGAAACCUUACGUAAACUUCUCUACGAUUUUGUUUUCCCA